Messenger RNA from Amphiprion ocellaris (clown anemonefish), 1789 nucleotides. Its product is annotated as vascular endothelial growth factor A-like. Gene Ontology annotation, cellular component: membrane. Gene Ontology annotation, biological process: positive regulation of protein phosphorylation; sprouting angiogenesis; positive regulation of angiogenesis. Lineage: Eukaryota; Metazoa; Chordata; Actinopteri; Pomacentridae. Gene Ontology annotation, molecular function: chemoattractant activity; growth factor activity; vascular endothelial growth factor receptor binding. The transcript has 7 exons. The record is from RefSeq and is a predicted model, not a curated record. Bases 172 to 681 code for a protein of 169 amino acids.
UCAUCAUCAUCAUCGUCAUCAGCUGCUUCAUUCAUGUCCUCGCGCGCUCUCCGCCACAGCUGGGCUCGUGCACGGUGGGUCGGCGCGCACAUAAAGGCUCGCGCUGCUGCUCUUUGACGUUUUCAUUUCAUCCAGAAGAAGAAGAAGAAGACGCAGGAGGACGUCAGCAGCAUGCAGAGUCUCCCGAGGCUCCUAUUGGUUCUUGUGACGCAGCUGAUACCUGCACAGAUGCUUCACCUUCCACCGGAGGGUAACUCCACAGGUAACACAGUGAUGAAGUUCGAGGAGGUUCUGGAGAAGAGCCAGUGUCGGCCGAUGGAGCAGCUGGUGGACGUGGAGCAAAACUUUCCUGAGGAGGUGGAGUUCCUGUACAAACCCGCCUGUGUGCCGCUGUGGAGAUGCUCCGGUUGCUGCAUCAACGAGGAGCUGGAAUGUCAUCCGACGCUUGAACGCAACAUCACUCUGCAGGUGAUGAGGAUUCUCCCCCCGGCGUCUGCACAACCUGUCCAACUCACAUUUGUAGAACAUCAGAGAUGUGAAUGCAGAGAACGGCAGCCACUUCAAAGUCAUAAAAGCAUCACAGAGUCUAUCAAGAACAGACCUCGGAGGCGGAAACACAAGAAGACAGCGAGUGACUGUGAAAAGUGCCAGUCCCCUCAAAACAAGAUAAAUCGUCACUGAAUGUAAAGGAGGGACUUUGGAGAUUCAACACAUAUGCACUGAUCAUAUCUGACUGUUCAUCCUGUCUGCACAUCAAUCCACAUCCAUCAACACGUCCUAUCUUCUCCUUGACAUUCUUUUCUUUUUUGAUUGAUUAUCAAAGCAAUAUACAGAUGAAUGACAAAUUAAAGGAAAAACUAAUAUAAAGUGCUGCCAGAAUAGCAUCAAGUGCUUCUUGCCAUUAAUUGUCCAUGUCUGUGGAACUCUACUGGAGGAAUGAACACCAUUCUCUAAAAAAAAAUAAGGACUCAUCUGGUGUUUUGGUGGUGGUAGUGGAGAGCUGUCUAACAUAUGACUGUGAAGGCCACAGCAUAUGAAUCCAAGGAGCCUCAGUACAAAAGCAGCUGGAUUUGCUUUUUACUGAAGUUUCCAAGAUUGACCAGAAGCUCCACAAACAUAGCAACACAGCACAUGACGGCCAUCAUUUAAAUCGAACCAUUCAGUGACCCCUUAUGUCCUGUGCGUUGAUGAGACUGAAAUAUUCCAUCACAGGAUAAACGUGAUCACUCAAAACGACUUUGUAUUGAUUUGCAGGGAACAAGUUGACCCAAACUAUGCCCCCCACAGAGCCACCAGAUCCCCUCACUGUGGGGGUCAAGGGUUCAGGUAUUUACUUUAAUUUGUCACUUGUCUGUAUAUCCGCAGACACCUUCUGGCCUUGAACGCAAUUUUUCACUAACCAAAACCAAUGCCAGUUUUAUUUUUAAACCUAGCUGUUCUAGCGUGAGGUGUUAAAAACACACAUACAUAACAGAUACGGAGUGGCCAUAGAGAUAAUGGAAUGCUUCAGCUUUUCAGUUGCCAGGGGAAAGGAUUAACGCCUCCAUCUAUUCUUAAGUGUUCACUGAUUAACUGUCAGAUUAAUGGUAACAUUCACAUGGAGGCCAGAGUUUUCCCCACUCAAUGUUUACAUUGCUAUGACACCAGUUCUAUUCCGAUGAAGGAAAUAUGUCAUCUGUGUGACUGUUUGUAUAUAAGUUGUUAUUUUUAUAGCAGGGCCUUUUGAUGAAUGCUCUGCCUAAUCAUGAGGAGUGAUAAGCUCAUGAAAUAAAAUUCACUCCAAAUACAA